AUGGCUCAGCCGCAGCAGCAUAAAGGCGGGUACAAACAAAUCAACAAAGCUCUCAACAUAUGUGCGUUUGAGGAUUACCUUUCCGCCCAGCUAAAGCACUUGCCGCAACUUGCGGAUGUAGAGCAGCUCAGUCCUCGAGUUAUCCGUGUCCUGGGGCAGAACGCUGGGAAGGGGACAAACACAUAUAUUGUCGGCACCGGACCGCAAAGACUCAUCAUCGAUACCGGCCAGGGAAUUCCGGAAUGGGCAGACAUCCUCGAUGCUACCCUCAAAGAACGCUCGAUCUCCUUGUCGCACGUGUUCCUCUCGCACUGGCAUGGUGAUCAUACCGGAGGAGUUCCGGAUCUCCUUCGUCUUUACCCUAAUCUUGCCGGCGCCAUAUACAAGAACUCCCCUGGCAGCGACCAACAGCCAAUUGACGACGGCCAAGUCUUUCGUGUCGAGGGCGCUACUAUUCGAGCAGUGCAUGGCCCAGGGCACUCGCAUGACCAUAUGUGCUUCAUCCUCGAGGAGGAAAAUGCCAUGUUCACCGGAGACAACGUUCUUGGCCACGGCACCAGUGCAGUUGAAGAGCUAGGUGUUUAUAUGGAGACUCUUCGAAAGCUGAAUUCACACCAUUGUGCGGUUGGCUACCCCGCCCAUGGCGACGUGAUCACCAACCUUCCCGCGAAGAUUGCUGGUGAACUAGCGCAGAAAAUGAGACGAGAGAAGCAGGUCCUUUUGACACUGGACAGGAUCAACAAGGAGUCCAGACGCACGGGACAAGUGGUGCUGGUGCAUGGAGAUGGAAUCGACGAGGAGGUUCGCAAGAUGGCAUUGGAGCCGUUUAUCGACGAAGUGUUACGCAAACUGGCAGAGGAUGGCAAGGUAGCAUUCGAAAUGCGAGGAGGUGUAAAACGAUGGUUUGGAGUAGGAGUGCUUUAG
Molecule: messenger RNA, 924 nt
Organism: Aspergillus nidulans FGSC A4
Lineage: Eukaryota; Fungi; Ascomycota; Eurotiomycetes; Eurotiales; Aspergillaceae
Gene: tpcB
Product: metallo-beta-lactamase type thioesterase mdpF
Exons: 3
Coding region: 1-924 (307 amino acids)
Biological process (GO): secondary metabolite biosynthetic process
Source: RefSeq, a predicted model, not a curated record